AACAUUUGUAUGUGGGACAUCCCACCAGUCCACAAGUCGUCCCUAUAUACUUACCCAGUAAGUUACACAACCAAUCAGGAAUAUGGGUGGGUAACGAGUCCAUUGACGAUGUGGAAAAGCUCGAAUAUAUAGGAGAACAGAAGAAGAACAAGGCGCACCAGCUGCUAUUAAUUUCAGUUUCUACUUUGUGAACAACCUUUUCUUCCUAUCUCCACCUUCCAUUUCUUGUAUUGUGAAUCGCAAUUUCACUCUCGAUCGGAGUAUGGCUGAAUUUCUUAUAUCUGUUCUCUUGGAGCAGUUUGCUUCAAUCACUACUCGAGAGGCGAAACAAGAGUUAAGGUUGGUUGUUGGCGUUGAUGAAGAAGUCCGAAAGCUUGAAGACAAUUUACGAGUUGUGUAUGCGGUGCUCGAUGAUGCUGAGAAGAGACAAAUGAAGGAGCAUGCUGUGAAGCUUUGGUUAGAAAAGCUCAAGGACGUAUCCUAUGAGAUGGACAACGUGCUGGAUGAGUGGAACACUGCAAUGAUCAAAUCAGAAAUUGAAAAAGAAGAAGAAGAAACUGCUGCUGAAAAUGAUCCUAUUGUGAAGAAAAAGAAGAAGAAGGUAUGCCCCUUCAUCCCCUCUCCUACUUGUUGUUAUCAAGUUCAUAAACUUGUUUUGCGUCACGACAUUGCUCACAAGAUAAAAGAACUGAAUAGAAAAUUAGAUGAGAUUGUAAGAGUGAGAGAGAUGUAUGGGUUUGAGUUGACUAGAGGCCCUACCCUUGAAGUAGUUGAGCACCCAAAAACUACUGCCUUUGUUGAUAUAUCUGAAAUAUGUGGCCGUGAUGAGGUUAGGGGUGAUCUAGUGAGCAUUCUUUUGGGCAAGGGUAAUGAAGAAGAAAGAAGCCCUUAUGUAAUCUCUUUAGUGGGCAUGGGUGGAAUUGGAAAAACCACUCUUGCCCAAUUAGCCUAUAAUGAUCCUGAGGUGCAAGACCACUUUGAGAAAAACAUAAUGUGGGUUUGUGUUUCUAAACCUUUUGAUCAGUGUAAGGUUGCUAAAGCAAUCAUUGAAACCUUAGGAGGUGGUGACCCAAACAUUAUUGAAUUGCAAAGUCUACUAAAAAAAAUUUGUGAAUUAAUCAUGGGAAAGAAGUUCUUUCUUGUCCUGGAUAAUGUGUGGACUGAAGACUCUACAUUAUGGGAGCCAUUUAAACUUUCACUCAAAUAUGGUGCCCAGGGAAGUAGAAUUCUAGUAACCACACGAAAAAACGUAGUUGCAAAGAUGAUGGGUAGUGCAUGCACGAUCAAUUUGGAGGUAUUGUCUGACGAAGAUUGUUGGUUGGUAUUUAGUAAAAUAGCAUUUUCUGAUAAGGAUUCUAAGGAAUGUAAGCAAUUAGAAGACCUUGGCAUGCAAAUAUCAAAGAAGUGUAAAGGCUUGCCACUCGCUGCAAAAACUCUCGGGAGUCUAAUGCGCUUCAAGAGAAGCAGAGAACAAUGGGAGAUGGUUUUAUGGAGUAGUUUGUGGGAAUUAGAAGACGUUGAGAGGGGUCUUUUCGCACCAUUAUUAUUGAGUUAUUAUGAUUUGCCUUCUCCAUUGAGACGAUGUUUGUCAUAUUGUGCUUUCUUUCCAAAAGAUUAUUUAUUUUUUAGUGAUGAGUUGGUCUUUAUGUGGAUGGCGCAAGGAUAUAUCAAUUCAAAAGAAGAUAUGGAGAUGGAAAUCAAAGCAAGAGAAUACUUUGAAUCUUUAGCCAUGCUCUCUUUCUUUCAAGAUUUUGUGAAAGACUCUGGUGGCAAGAUAAUAAGGUGUAAAAUGCAUGACAUAGUGCAUGAUUUUGCACAGUUAAUGACAAAAAAUGAAUGCUUCACAAUCAAUAGUGACAAAGAGUUGGGAUUAGAUUGUAAAAAUGCUCACCAUUUGCGUUUAGAAAUUGCAAGAGAGGACCAAAAUCUUGUGUCCAUUUACAGUGCGAAAAAUUUGCGCACCCUCAAUUUUGUAUAUCGAAGUGAUUAUAACCUAUCUAAUUUAUUCCAACAUUUUAGAAGGUUACGAAUGUUAACUUUGGAUUGUCUAGAUGGUAAGUCAAAGGAACUUCCAGAUACCGUGCAAAAUUUCAUACAUUUAAGGUACCUCAAUUUAGGUAAUUACAAUGGAGACAAAUUACCUGAAACCAUCUGCAAUCUAUGCAAUUUACAAAUGUUGAAGGUCAAUAUUCGGAGUGAUGGGUUCAAGAAAAUGCCGCAGGGGAUGGGUAAACUAAUUAAUUUAAGACAUCUUAUUUUGGGUGUAUCUUCUUUAAAUAGACAGUUAGAGUUUCCAAGAGGAAUUGGAAGAUUGAUUUCUCUUAGAACAUUAAGAUAUUUCUUUGUAAGUGGAAAGGAUGACAACAAAGGAUGUAAACUUGAAGAAUUAAAAAAUUUGAACUACCUUCAAGGAACUCUUGAAAUAAGAGGGUUGGGGAAUGUUGCAAAUGUAACUGAGGCGGAGAAUGCACAACUUAAGAAGAAGAAACACCUUCGUGAUUUGAAUCUACAUUUUGGCGGAGAGAAUGAUGCAUUAGUUCUAAAUGCCUUAGAGCCACCUCGAGACUUGGUAAAUUUAUCCAUUAAUGAUUAUCAAGGCACCAAGAUGUCUCCUAAUUGGACGAUGCCCCUGAUCAAUUUGAAAAGGCUUACUCUCAAAUGCUUCACACAGUUAGAUUGUUUGCCUCCUUUGGGGAAGCUUCCGUCUCUCAAAUCAUUAAAAAUAACUUGCUUUAUAAGCUUGAAAAAGGUGGGUAUUGAGUUUUUGGGAAUAGAAAAUGAAAUCAAGAAAUGUGAUAAAAUAAAAAUAUUCCCGAAUUUAAAAUCUCUCUCGUUUCAUUAUUUGAACGAGUGGGAAGAUUGGAUUGGGAUUGGAGAAAUGAGGGGAGGUGGAGGACAAGAAGAAGAGGAGAAACGUUGCAUUACUAUAAUGCCACACCUUAAACAGUUGACAAUUCUCUAUAGCCCAAAGUUAAAGUCGCUGCCGGACUUCCUUCGAACGGCUCCAUUACAGAUACUGGAGGUUCGUCACGGUUCAAUUUUGAGUGAACGUUGCCAAAAAGGAUCAGGAGAAGAUUGGGCCAAGAUUUCCCACAUUCCAAACAUCCAGAUUGAUGGGAAGUAUGUGCAAAGAGAUGGUCGAGAAGUUAACUCAGAGUCAGAGUCUUCUAGUUCCACAAUGAAUUUACCUGGUUGAAACGUAUUGGUCUCUUCUCUUCACAUUCGUGGUUGGUGUCAGUUUGUUCAAGCAACUCAUGGGGAAGAUACCAGAAAUGAAGAUUAGGCACUGCUUCCGUGAGGCGAACCAGUGCGCAUA
Molecule: messenger RNA, 3316 nt
Organism: Quercus lobata
Lineage: Eukaryota; Viridiplantae; Streptophyta; Magnoliopsida; Fagales; Fagaceae
Product: putative disease resistance protein RGA3
Exons: 3
Coding region: 263-3196 (977 amino acids)
Molecular function (GO): ADP binding
Source: RefSeq, a predicted model, not a curated record